CCGCCCGCCGCCCGCCCAGCGGCUCCCACCGUGAGGGCCGAGCUCGGACCCCUGUCCCCGCAGGACGGACAGGAGGGGGGGCUCAGCUCGGCCCCCCCUGCUCAACAGCCAUGGGCAGCCACGAGAAGGACCCGUCCUCCCCGAAAAGAGCCCUGUCCCGCUCCAACAGCACCGUGUCUUCCAAGCACAGCAGCGUCCAGCAGGGCUCGGAGAGCUGGGAGGUGGUGGAGGAGCCUCGUGCACGGGGCAGCCCAGGGCAGGAGCUGCAGAGGCACGAGGGGUACCUGCUCAAGAAGAGGAAAUGGCCCUUGAAGGGUUGGCACAAGCGGUACUUUGUGCUGGAAAACGGGAUCCUGAAAUACUCCACCACCCGCCAGGACGUCCUCAAGGGCAAACUGCACGGUGCCAUCGACGUCCGUCAGUCCGUCAUGUCCGUCAACAAGAAGGCGCAGAGGGUCGACCUGGACACGGAGGAGAACAUUUACCACCUCAAGAUCAAGUCCCCGGAGCUGUUCUCCAGCUGGGUGAGCAGCCUCUGCACCCACCACCAUGGGGACAAGCCCUGUCCCAUGGGGGGUCCUGGGGGCAGGACCCCCACCAGCUCCCAGGGCCAGUGGACGCGGAUCUUGCCCUCGGGCAGUGCCCCCGCCCUGUCCACGCUGACCAGCUCCCGGGACAAGGUGAACGCCUGGCUGAAGGACAGCGAGGGGCUGGAGCGCUGCUCGGCCGAGCUGUCGGAGUGCCAGGCCAAGCUGCAGGAGCUGACGGGGAUGCUCCAGAACCUGGAGGCCCUGCACCGCAUCCCCUCAGCCCCACUCAUCUCCGGCAGCCAGCCCUCGGCCGCCACGGAGAGGCCGAAGAAGGGCCGGAGGACCACCAAGAUCUGGUGCACCCAGAGCUUUGCCAAGGACGACACCAUCGGCAGGGUGAGGGUGGGCCGCCUGCACGGCUCCGUCCCCAACCUGUCCCGCUACCUGGAGUCCUCGCAGAGCCAGCUGCCCUUCGGCCUCCCCCCGGAGUACACGCAGCUGCAGCGCAGCUUCUGGGUGCUGGCCCAGAAAGUGCACGGCUCGCUCAGCAGCGUGGUGGCCGUGCUGGUGGCCGAGAGGGCCCGUCUGGAGGAGAUGCAGCAGGCGCUGGACCGGCAGGGCCCAGCCCCGCGCCCCGGCAGCGCCGCGCCCGCCCUGCGCCGCUUCCACUCCCUCUCCGUCUCCUCCGACACCACCCUGGAUUCCUUCGCCUCACUGCACUCUGAUGAGCCCGAUGCGCUGCCCGCCAAGGGCCGGGAGCAGCAGCUCUCCAACCGCAGCAUCGUCUCGCUGGCUGACUCCCACACCGAGUUCUUCGACGCCUGCGAGGUCUUCCUGUCCGCCAGUUCCUCCGAGAAUGAGCCCUCGGACGACGAGUCGUGCGUCAGCGAGGCCCCCACCAGCGUCUGCGAGGAGGGCACCGAGCCGGGGGGGCCGGGCCGCCCCCCGACAGGAGUGGAGCGCCCGGGGGCACCAUCGGAGCCGCCACCGCCGCCGGUGGAGCUGCCAGGGCCAGACCCGCAGCGGAGGAGCCGGCUGCCCGCGCCCCCCGCGCCGUCGGGGGACGUGAGCCUGUGGGGGCUCCUGCGGAGCAGCGUGGGCAAGGACCUGUCCCGCGUGGCGCUGCCCGUGCAGCUCAACGAGCCGCUGAACACGCUGCAGCGGCUCUGUGAGGAGCUGGAGUACAGCGCGCUCCUCGACCGCGCCAGCCGCGCCAGAGACCCCCGGCAGAGGCUGGUGUACGUGGCUGCCUUCGCCGUGUCCGCCUACGCCUCCACCUACUACCGGGCGGGCAGCAAACCCUUCAACCCCGUGCUGGGGGAGACCUACGAGUGUGUGCGACCUGACCGGGGCUUCCGCUUCAUCAGCGAGCAGGUCUCCCACCACCCUCCCAUCUCCGCCUGCCACGCCGAGUCCGACAACUUCAUCUUCUGGCAAGACAUGAGGUGGAAGAACAAGUUCUGGGGCAAAUCCCUGGAGAUCGUCCCCGUGGGCACCGUCAAUGUCCAGCUGCCCAGGACCGGAGACCACUACGAGUGGAACAAGGUGACCACGUGCAUCCACAACGUGCUGAGCGGGCCCCGCUGGAUCGAGCACUACGGGGAGGUGCUGAUCCGCAACACCCGCGACGCCUCCUACCACUGCAAGCUCACCUUCUGCAAG
Empidonax traillii (willow flycatcher) is the source of this 2192-nucleotide messenger RNA. It is a transcript of the gene OSBPL7, whose product is annotated as oxysterol binding protein like 7. The transcript is spliced from 19 exons. The annotation marks the transcript as partial. The record is from RefSeq and is a predicted model, not a curated record. NCBI's taxonomy places the organism in Eukaryota, Metazoa, Chordata, Aves, Passeriformes, Tyrannidae. Gene Ontology annotation, molecular function: cholesterol binding. Gene Ontology annotation, cellular component: intracellular membrane-bounded organelle; cytosol; plasma membrane.